AUGCAGAUCUUCGUGAGUGCGCUCGAUGGAGCCGUCCAAGGACUCGAUGUGACUGCUGACACCACCGUUGCUCAGAUCAAGGCCCGUCUUGGAGCCAACGAGCAAAUCUUGUCGCACGGAUCAACAAUUUUGGAGGAUGAGCAAACUAUGUCGACGCUGGAGUUGAACAAUGGAGCUACACUUGCCAUCAAUGGACGAUUGCUCGGAGGUAAGGUCCACGGAUCGCUUGCUCGUGCCGGUAAAGUGCGUGCCCAAACACCAAAGGUUGAGAAGCAAGAAAAGAAGAAGAAGAAAGUCGGACGUGCUCACCGUCGUAUUCAAUACAACCGCCGAUUCGUGAACGUAGCGCUCGCUGGACCCGGCAGAAAGCGAGGCCCGAACGCUCAACAACAA
Molecule: messenger RNA, 393 nt
Organism: Mesorhabditis belari
Lineage: Eukaryota; Metazoa; Nematoda; Chromadorea; Rhabditida; Rhabditidae
Source: the annotation of a GenBank genome assembly